AUGGACUACGACUAUUACCACCACGACUACUACUAUGAUGGCUACCAUGACUAUGACGGAUGGGAUGGCGAGUAUGGGGGAGAGGAUUACGACUACAACGAGCCCUACUGGGAAGACGAUUACUGGUAUCAUGAAGAAUCACCUGAAUACUAUCAUCAACACUAUGAUGAAAGCCAGGAUUAUGGGAACGGCUACCACCAUUAUCAUGCAUCCGAGGAACAAUAUGGAGAUCACUCUGGUGAAUAUUAUGAUCAUGGCUAUAAUCAAGGAUCCUCACAAGGCAGCAACUAUCACUCCACAGAGGGAGCAACGUACAAUCAGCAUGAUCAACACCAACAUCACUACUACGGGAGCGACUCCUGGUAA
Molecule: messenger RNA, 366 nt
Organism: Cladophialophora psammophila CBS 110553
Lineage: Eukaryota; Fungi; Ascomycota; Eurotiomycetes; Chaetothyriales; Herpotrichiellaceae
Exons: 1
Coding region: 1-366 (121 amino acids)
Source: RefSeq, a predicted model, not a curated record